AUGGCCAACGAUAUGGACUACACCUUAGCUUGGCCGGCGGGGAAAAACCUGGGCCUUGUGCUGGGCUUCUCCACCACAACCAACUUUGGAGCCACGGCCAUUAACUACAUCGUGUCCAGUUUCAUCAACCCCGACAACCUCAGCCCUGACCUGGAGACUGACCACACCUCUUUCUUCUCUCAGGAAAAUAUACUAGACAGGACUCCAUACGUCUUUGUUGUUCUGUCAGUAGCAUUCGUCACGAUUCACCUGUUGGGACUUUCAAUGAUUCGCUUGCCAAGCCCAACAGCCUUUGACCAGGCUGCAAAAGAUGCUGAGUCAGCCGUAGCAGAAGCGGAAAAAGAUGAGGAAAGUAACUUUGGCUGCUACAGUACAGUGUCAGUUGCGGCGUACAAAGUUUUCGGCUAUGAGCACCUCACAACCAUAUUUGGCCUGAUUUCUGUUGGGGGAGUUAUCGCUACUUUGUGCUUGCCGUUCACCACAGAGGUUCUCUUGUCGUGCUUUGGCUGGUUCGGGGCGUUCACUGCUGCCUCAGCGCUUAUAGUUGUGGCUGACUGCAGAGGACCCCAGACGGACAUCAUCAUGAGCUGUAAUACCUCGUGUGGACUCAGCGAGAGGACUCGGAGACUGAUGACGUAUUUCGGCAUGUUCGUCAACAACUUUGUCUGCGGGGUGCCACUGUACUACGGGAAUCUACUGACAUACACAGACUCGUACUUCCUGGUGAGGCAAGAAGCGGACAUCUCCAACCUGUCGGCCUACACACUAGCUACCUGGAACAUUGUUUGGGUGGCCUCCAUAGCAGCCUCGGACAAAGGUGUGGGGUACGCCCUCAUGGCCCGCUACCUCCUGGCUUGGACCAAAGGGAGAUCACUUGGAGCUUGGGGAUCGUUCACAACAACCACAAGUUUAGGCUCGGUGGCCGUCAAUCAGCUAAUCACCUCCUACAUAAAUCCCAGUAAUUUACCACCGGACUUGCCCUCCGCACACACCAACUAUUUCAGUCGGAAGGAGAUAUUAGACAGAGUCCCUUCGACAUUUUUGGUUCUUUCUGCAACUAUGUUGGCUUUCCAAAUGACGGCAUUUUGUUUGAUGAGCGAACCAAGAGAAGAAGAUGAGGAAACUGUCACGAAUGCUAAGAAUGUGGCGCAGCAAAAAAAUUCUGAACCUGCCAGAGAAGAUGAGAAGGAACGCAUGAGUCAUACCCCACGUGGAUUUAUUAAAGGUUGUGAAAAUUACAAGGAUAUCGAAGUUGGCAAUGGUAAAAAGGAUGUAAAUCAUUUUCCUCCGUUAUUGAAGGCGGAUGGGUCUCAUGACCUGUCAAGUAAAGGAAACGGUGUACCUUAUAGCGAGGAAACCGUCCAAGAUGACAAACACAAUGGCAAAGGUUCUUUUGGGCAGAACAGUUACUCUCAAAGUUCUGACAAAACUGUUGUUAAAAAAGAAGAUCAAAUCAAUAUGAGAAUGUCUGAGGGGAGUAACCCCAGCUUAUCACGGAAAGAUGAAGAUGAUAGCAGAACGGUUACUUCCCCUGAAGAACAUGGUAGCGUAACGGUGUCGGAGGCGCUGCGAAUGAAGGAGUUUUACAUCCUGUGGCUCGGUGUAGGAUCCAUUGAAUGUCUGUACGUCACCCAAGACGCCUUCUACAAAAUCUUUGGGCAGAGCGUCAUCAAGGACGACCAUUUCCUCACGGCAGUUGGGAUAACUUUGUGUAUCUUCGUAUUUCUAAUGCGCCUGGUCUGGGGUGCAACGGUCGACAAACUGGGUGCUAAGAUCUCCAUGCUUCUAGUGUGCGGCGCAUGCUCUAUCACUUCGACACUGUGGUAUUUCACGCCGUACGCAAGUCGCUGGCUUUACCUUAUUUGGACAUGCCUUGUGGGCGGAGCUACAUGUGGUAUGUAUGGCGUUAUGUUCGUCUCAGCCUAUCAGUGCUUCGGAAGUAAACACUUCACAACCAUAUAUGGACUGAUCUUGACGUCUGGAAUUUGUGCAAGUCUGUUUGUCGCUUGGACCUCUGGCUACCUCCUAGACGCCUUCGGCUGGUUUGGAUUGUUUAACGCUAUGGCGUUGGUAAACCUCAUCACCGUCAUUGUAACUCUUAUACUGUUUCCCUACAAAAUUCAAUAAAAUGUACUCUGAAACAGCUUA
Messenger RNA from Aplysia californica (California sea hare), 2148 nucleotides. RefSeq lists its product as uncharacterized. Bases 1 to 2127 code for a protein of 708 amino acids. Lineage: Eukaryota; Metazoa; Mollusca; Gastropoda; Aplysiida; Aplysiidae. The record is from RefSeq and is a predicted model, not a curated record. Gene Ontology annotation, biological process: transmembrane transport. Gene Ontology annotation, molecular function: transmembrane transporter activity. The transcript has 8 exons.